Molecule: messenger RNA, 1837 nt
Organism: Caenorhabditis elegans
Lineage: Eukaryota; Metazoa; Nematoda; Chromadorea; Rhabditida; Rhabditidae
Gene: W01C9.2
Product: Reverse transcriptase domain-containing protein
Exons: 8
Coding region: 1-1695 (564 amino acids)
Source: RefSeq, marked reviewed
AUGUUCAAAGGUAAGAUAACUUUAAAAACGUCAAAUAUCUUGAUAUUUAGUUUUCCAAAAAAGCAAAGUGAGCCCCAGGUUUUCAUGGCAACAAUUGACCUGGACACUGUUCGAAAACCGUCCGCUAAUUCGAAAGUAGUACAUGAUGUAGGAUCAGAGUCACAACAACAAAGAAAAAAUGUUACCAAAGCACCAGAUUACGGAGACUAUGAGGACUAUGAACUGACUGCUAAACCAGAAGAUUGGACUACUACAACAGCUUUACCAGGCAAAAGAUCCAAUCGCAAGGAUCAAAAUGAGCCCCCGUUGCUGGAUUCCCAAUUCAAACCACACGUGAGAGUAUUGUUGAAUGAUGAAAAAAGCACGGAAGAUAUUCGAGAUGAACUUUCUCGCCUAAUAGGUGACCUGCACAGAGAAGAAAAUACACUGAGAACUACAGUAACCAAGGAUGAUAUGACAGCAACUCCUUUAUCAAUUAGAAGAAAUCCAACUUCUACACAGGACAUAGAGGCAUUGGUUUCUUCAGUUGAAAUGAUGUUACUGGGAAAUGAGACAAUGUUCUUUGGUGAUGAGGAAGGAUCUGGAGAAAAUUCUGGAAAUGAUGAAAUAAUCAAUACAACACUUCCAACUACGACAGUCGGUACAACAUCAAGAAAACCAUUGCUUUUCACCACUGUGAUACAGGAAGUAAAAAAUGCACCAGUUACAGCAAGACCGGAUCCAUUUGCUCACCUUGACUAUGAUUUGUCAGAUCACAGUAAUUUAAAAAAAUCAAAGAAAACUAUGCCAAAAGUCGAUAGACUGACAAAAUAUAAGCUUCAUGGUGGAUCAGUCGAGCCUACGAAAAAAUUAAACAAAUCUAGUCUUGUCAAAAACCCAACUCCGCUCAUUGUUCGACCAGGAAAGAAAUCAAAGUUCAACCGGAGAAAGAAUCUCAGAAAAGUUGGGAAAAUCGAUAGAAUGCGCAGAGUCAAAAAUUUGAACCACCGAAUCCGUGCACAAAAUAGAAUGAGAAUUCGCAAAGUUCUUUCAAAAAUGAUAUUUGGAGCACGAGAUUCUGAUGUUAUGCCGAAUAAGCAAAAACCGAAAUUAGUGGGAUCAGAUGGAAUUAUAAUGCCUCGUCAACCAGCAAGAAAAUUGCAAAAAAAUCAAGCCGUCGAUUUUCAGAGAAGAGAUAAGAGAGAUGCAUCUCCUCAGUUGCAGUUUAUUGAUUCUGAGCAAGAACAAGUUGAAAGUUUAUCAGCAGGUGGAGCAUGGGAUACAGUACCAAUUGAAAAAAGUAUAAUUGAAUCCAUUCACUUGGAGCCUCAUCCAUAUUAUCAUUUGAAAACUGAAACAAGAACUCAAGUUGAACCAAGUCCAAUGGUAACCGAAGCAUCUUUAGAUGAUGAAUAUGAAAAAUAUGAUGAAGAUGAAAAUGAAGUUGAAGUGAGAGACACCCGUCCAAUGAAAAAUGGACUUGUUCAAGUUUCACUAAACGGGAAUACAGUAUCCAAUGCACCCAAACGGAUGAAAAUGGUGGCAUUGAACUCCGUGAAAAAGAUUAGCAAAAAGGAGAAAAGUACAAAUGGAUUAGCGGUUGUUGCUCCAACGGCCAAGAAACAAACAAUGCUCGAACUUCUGAUUGGCGACUUUUUGAUGAGAGUUCCUCCGACUGCACGUAAUCCUUAUUUAACGGAAGAACAAUGGUCAUAGCUAUAUCAUUCCUCGUUUAUCUUUGAUCUUUGAAGUGUGCAAUAAAUUUUAAUUAUUUUUAUGCGAUUUCAAUAUAUGUCAUACUUCUGUUGAAAUCAUACAUAAUUUUAUUUUGAAGUUAAUUAAUGAAAGUUACCGGCUU